AUGUCUGACAUAAGAAAGAUCUCGACACCCAUCAUCAGCUCCAGCCUUAUCGUUGGUGGUUGCGGGUUCCUCGGCUUCCAUCUCGUUCGCCAGCUAAUGCAAGAUGACGAAAGCGGUGAGGUUUACGUUCUGGACCGCGACAUAUCCAGAAACCGACACGAAAAUGUGUCAUACAUUAAAGGAGAUAUCUCUGAUGGUGGAUUUGUGCGACGUGUAGUCAACGAGAUUCGACCUACUGUCAUUUUUCACUGCGCUUCUCCCUUCGCAGCGUUGCCUAUGAGCCGUGAAGGCGAAUUUUACGCGACAAACGUCAAGGGUACUGAAGCCCUGCUUACGGCAGCCUCCGAAUGCGAUGCUGUUCAGGCAUUCGUCUUUACUUCUAGCGUGGACGCGUAUGCCAACCCGCCUCAUACAAAUGCUGACGAGACGUAUCCUCUUUGGUCACCCGACGACAAGUCGAAUGAGUACAAUCGGACAAAAGCGAUUGGCGAUUGUCUAGUCAGGAAAGCUAAUAGCCCACGGCUACGCACCGUCACUCUACGGCCUGGUCACGCCUAUGGAGAGAGACAUGUUCAAGGCAUGGUUGAAGUUCUUGAUAUGUGCAAGAACAAGAAGCUCGUGCAGAUCGGAGACGGGAAGAAUCUCAUGGAAGUCGUAUCCGGAGAGAACAAUGCGAUAGCACAUAUUCUCGCUGCAAAAGCUCUUCUAGACCCAAGUCAGGCAUCUGGCAAAGUCGAUGGAGAAGCCUUCAAUGUUUCCGAUGGAGCUCCAGUGCCGUUUUGGCAUCAUACAAGAGUUAUCUGGAAAACAGCAAGAGGUGAAGAUGUCUCCAAGGAUAUCAUAGUUCUUCCUGCUUGGGUCAUGAUAGUGGCUGUCAUUUUGGCGGAGUGGCUAUUCUGGAUAUUCACUCUCAAUACGGCUAAGCCUCCAGUUGAGCUACGGAGAGUCUCGCUUGAGUAUUGCGUCUACACACAUACUUAUAGCAUUGAAAAGGCUAGGAAGUGA
Molecule: messenger RNA, 1005 nt
Organism: Fusarium proliferatum ET1
Lineage: Eukaryota; Fungi; Ascomycota; Sordariomycetes; Hypocreales; Nectriaceae
Exons: 1
Coding region: 1-1005 (334 amino acids)
Biological process (GO): steroid biosynthetic process
Molecular function (GO): 3-beta-hydroxy-Delta5-steroid dehydrogenase (NAD+) activity
Source: RefSeq, a predicted model, not a curated record